GGAGGCGCUAUGUGGCUGGCGAAAUUGCAAACGAGUUGUGGAUGUAUUAAAUUGCAAACGAAUGGACGAUUCAUUAGGAAUUUGACAACACAACACAGCAGAAUGAGUUGCAAAACAAUAACAGUUGACCAGGACGAUGAAAUACGGAAACUGCCGGACAAGUAUGAGCGGCAGCCAAACGUCCUGCGCAAGAAAUUUACAUCUGGUGUGCCGGGCACAGUAAAUCUGCAAGUAUUAGGUGCCGGCGCCAAUGGAUCACCAAGCUCGGUAUAUUUGUUCACAGAUCAGGCGCGUUACCUGUUUAACUGCGGCGAAGGCACACAACGCCUGGCAUACGAGCACAAGACGCGGCUGUCCAGACUGGAGCAUAUUUUUGUUACACGCAACACAUGGACAACAGUCGGUGGACUGCCGGGACUGGCGUUGACUGUGCAGGAUGUUGGCGUGCGUAACUUAGGACUACAUGGGCCACCUCAGCUAGACACAAUGCUGCAGAGCAUGCGUCGUUUUGUAAUGCUAAAGAAUUUGCAAAUAGACACGAUAGACAGCACGCAAAGAGAACUAUUUGAGGAUUCCAUACUCAGUGUGCAGCCAGUGGUGCUGACGAGUGAGCUGCAGCCAACACAAGAGAUACUCAGCUACAUAUGCAAGCUAAAGCCGCGUCCAGGUGCAUUGAACCUGGUCAAGUGUGUGGAGCAUGGGGUGCCACCAGGUCCAUUGCUGGGCAAGCUUAAAAACGGGCAGGACAUAACGCUGCCUGAUGGAAAACUGGUGCGUUCUGUGGACGUAACGGAGCCUGGUGAGACAGCGCUGUCCUUUGUGUUUAUUGAUGUGCCCAGUGAGGAUUACUUGCCUUCGUUGGAAGCGCAGGCGACAGAGUACAAACAGUUGGCUGGCUCAGAGCUCACCGAAGUGGCGUUGGUGGUGCACUUUACGCCAACAGAAAUGACAGCUCAAGCAGCUUAUGAACGCUUCAUGGCGGACAAUUUCUCGCCAGGCACGCAGCAUAUUUAUCUUAACUCUGCACUGAAUAAAUUCUCAGGCUGUGUGGCGGCAAAUCGCAUACAGUAUCAACUGAAUCAACUGCAUCCACACAUAUUUCCACUGCUCGCCGAGUCGUUGGAGCUGCAAGACAGCUGUCCGAGCUUAAAUCUGAGCCAGAAUUUAAAGAAAACCAAGCUGGAGGAUGAGCAAAGCAAUGAAGAGCCAACGCAAACAGAGCAAGCGGCACAAGGUGUCGGCUCCAUGAGCAGCUUUCAUUUGCGGCCAAGAAAAGGUCUGGAUCGCACGCUGGAAGCGAAGCUGAAUCCAGAGGAGUACAUAAAGGAGACGCAUGCAGUGCCAGGAUUCACAGAGCUGCUGGCGCAGCUGCAAAAAGAAACUGAGGCCUUAAAAAUAACUGAGAGCAGCAGCUAUCCGCGCAUUAUCUUCCUGGGCACUGGCUCGUGCAUUCCCAACAAGACGCGCAAUGUUAGCUCCAUACUCAUACAGACAGCUCCAGCGGCUUAUAUGUUGCUCGACUGCGGCGAGGGCACUUAUGGCCAGAUAGUGCGUCUCUUUGGACGCGAACGCACGCAGGAGGUUAUGCGACAGCUGCAGGCGGUUUAUGUCUCACAUCUGCAUGCGGAUCAUCACAUUGGGCUUAUUGAUCUGCUGCUGCAGCGACAGAAACUGCAGCCAGCGCAAAAGUUGCUGCUGCUGGCGCCGCGACAAAUUGAGCCUUGGCUGAAUUUCUACAAUCGUCAGAUUCAGUCCAUUGCUGAGGCGUAUACGCUGCGUGGGAAUGGCGAGCUGCUGGAUGAGCCAUUGACGGACGAGAGCGUGCAGUGCAUGGGCCUAAGCGCCAUAGCAACCUGCUUGGUUAAACAUUGUCCCAGUGCAUUUGGCAUUAGCCUGACGCUGCAGUCGCAGUUCGAAGGCGAGCCCAUUAAAGUAACUUAUAGCGGCGAUACCAUGCCCUGCGAAGAUUUGGUAGAGCUGGGACGCAACUCAACUGUGCUCAUACACGAGGCUACCAUGGAGGAUGAUCUGGAGGAAGAGGCGCGCAUCAAGACGCACAGCACAGUGUCCCAGGCCAUACAGCAGGGACGCGAUAUGCAGGCCAAGCAUAUUAUACUCACGCAUUUCUCGCAGCGCUAUGCCAAGUGUCCACGCCUGCCCAGCACAGAUGACAUGCAACAGGUUGCCAUUGCCUUUGACAACAUGCAGGUCACCGUGGAGCAGCUGCAGCACUAUCACAAACUCUAUCCAGCGCUGCUCGCCAUGUACGCUGAGUACACCGAGGAGCUCGAGCAGCGUGCGGUGAAGCGAGAGCUCAAACAGGAGCGAAAACGAAAAUUAGCACAAACGUGAUAAUUAAUUUUACUAUUCGUUAAAUAUUUAAA
Messenger RNA from Drosophila busckii, 2384 nucleotides. It is a transcript of the gene RNaseZ, whose product is annotated as ribonuclease Z, mitochondrial. Gene Ontology annotation, cellular component: mitochondrion. Gene Ontology annotation, molecular function: 3'-tRNA processing endoribonuclease activity. Gene Ontology annotation, biological process: mitochondrial tRNA 3'-end processing. The record is from RefSeq and is a predicted model, not a curated record. NCBI's taxonomy places the organism in Eukaryota, Metazoa, Arthropoda, Insecta, Diptera, Drosophilidae. The transcript is spliced from 2 exons. Bases 10 to 2352 code for a protein of 780 amino acids.